GAAAUGGAUGAGAUUUGAAGUUAAAAGUGUGUAAAUCUGUAUUUCGUGCCAUCUCAUUACCGAGCGUAUAAAGCUCUUUAUUCAGCAAGUGGGCUUAUAGACUGCUGUGCCGUCUGUUACAUCAUUAUUUGAUAAAGAGGAAACUGGAGCUGAGGUUUCGUAGUGUUGGGUGUAACGACGACUGUUAACGAUAAAUGGAAGAAUGUGAAGUGAAGUGGUCGUGGUCCGUUCUAAGGAGAAAAUGUGAAAUUCGCGGCGACGCAGAUGGCAAAGAGCCUAAGGAUCUGACGUCAUCAAGAGCCAUGUUUCCGAGCACUCAGAUAAAAAUGAGGUUGCUCUCCCCGAGCAGUUCGCCCGCCACAUCGCCUACCAUGUCUAACUCCUCGUCACCGACGCCUCCCGCCCUCAACUACAACCACAAAAUUACGGGGAUUCCCUGCGUCGCGGCGGCGUCUCGCUACACGGCGCCCGUUCACAUCGAUGUUGGUGGCACCAUCUACACGUCGUCACUCGAGACACUAACAAAGUAUCCGGAGUCUCGGCUGGCGAAGCUCUUCAACGGGAGCAUCCCCAUCGUGCUGGACUCCCUGAAGCAGCACUACUUUAUCGACAGAGACGGAGGCAUGUUCCGACACAUCCUCAACUUCAUGCGCAAUUCCAGGCUCCUCAUACCCGAGAACUUCGCCGACCUGGACCUGCUGCUGGAGGAGGCGCGCUACUUCGACAUAGCCCCCAUGUGUCGGCAGCUAGAACAAAUGAAGAAGGAACGCCUUAAGAACUCCGGGUCGUCAGCCAAUAUGAAGAGCGUGGGGGUAGGACGUGGCACCGGGGACUUUGAGAACCACCAACAGCAGCAUCAGCAGCCAUCGCACCACCAGCAGCAGCAUGAGAGUUAUGAGUGUGUAGCACUGCAUAUCAGUCCUGACCUGGGGGAGCGCAUCAUGCUGUCCGGGGAGCGAGCCCUGCUCGACGAAGUGUUCCCAGAGACGAACCAGGCACUUCUGGAUGCCCGAUCCAGUGUUGCCUGGAACCAGCAUGAUGCCAGACAUGUGAUUAGGUUCCCUCUGAAUGGCUACUGUAAACUGAACAGCGUACAGGCCAUCACAAGGUUGCUGAACGCUGGGUUCCGGGUGGCUGCCAGUAAUGGGGGAGGCGUUGAAGGCCAACAAUUCUCGGAGUACCUGUUUGUCCGCAAAGUGUUCCCGGUGUGACCACUAUGCUUACUUCUUAUCGUGAGCGGCAGUCCUAAUGGAUGGAACAUCCUAUCUUCCAGUUUGUGCCAUAUGAUCAUUAUUGAAUGUUUCGAUUAUACGGACUUGGCAAUCACAUGCUAUACUGGCUCCUUAACAAGCCUGUCAAACUCUUCUGGACCAAUUUUAUAAAUUGACCUUGUGAUCCUGACCCAUCCUCAGAGGAAGGUUUGCUAGAGUAUAUAUAAUGACAUAAUUACUUGUAGCGCUUAACUGUUAAUAAUUUAUGUUGAAUUAAUUAUGCAUAUAAUUUAGCGUUUAAAAUAAAUUAAUUAAUUAUUCCCAAUAAUAAAUGUGGGCGAGAGCUCUGCAGCCCACAAAUAAUAUUUUGAUUUUUUGUACUGAAAUUAUAUUUAAAAAAAUGAUGGCGAGAAAUAUCGUAAAUUUCCAUGGCUUUUUUAAAAAGGUUAGGUUUUGCUGCUGUAGGUUUGACAAGCCUGUGUUGAAAGAGUGACCGAAGUUACAGCUUUAAUGGUCAUAUUUUCUCUAGCAGUGAAUUUAAACCACAAGGCUAGUUCACAAUGCAUCUUAAUCAGCGUCUCUGCCAUCCUGUAUUUAGGUCACAUGAUGUUUGGUUUCGGUGUUUCAAGGGGGUGUAGCGGGGUGUCUUAAAGCACAUGAUUAAGAGAAGAACUUCCGUUUCAUUCCAUUGUGUCGUAAUGGGGAAGGUCACGAUAGCAAGUACAUUCAAUUGGGUCUCAUUCUAAGAUAUCUAUUAUUUCCCUCAUUCACAGGAAAUCUGUUAAGGGACUACAGGCCUAUGACCUACAGUUUUCUUUAUUUCUGUGUUCAAGUUUCACUUUUCAGUUGUACCUCACUUUCAAUGAUGGAAUCAUUAUACAGAAACUCUUGAGUUUGGCGAUUCUGUUUGACUGGUUUGCUAACAUAUAUGCUUUUGUGCAGACGAACUGCUGUUCCUUCCCGUAUUCACAGGAUCCCUCCACUGUUCCCUAUCAUGAGCCAGAUCAAUCCAGUCCAUACCACCCCAUCCUAUUUCUCUAAGACCCAUUUUAAUACUAUCCUCUGACCUACAUUAGGUCUUCUUUGUGGUCUCUUUCCUUCUGGCUUUCCAACCAAAACCCUAUAUGCAUUCCUCCUUAUGUACAGAUCCACCCUUAAUAUAUUAGCAUAUCAUGCAUUCAGUUCUGAGCAUUUAUUGCAGCGCCAGUUCUACAGGCCUUGAUUUUCUGCACUUGAAAUUUGUAUGUAUAUUUAUGAUCCAUCUCCAUAUAAAAUUUCACAUGUCUAGUUUAAGUGGUUUGUUAGUUGCCAAAGCUAAAUAUAUUACAGAUUUUAUGCAGUGAAAGUGAGUUUUAAAAGAAUUGCUAAUUUUACACAACAUAUAUGGAAUUAGAUGGUUUAUUGCUGCACUAUUUCCAGUAACCAUCAGCCACUGCCUGAAGUGCAUUGUAAACCAGCCAGAAUUGAAAUUCAGGCAAUACUAUUUAUUAGUCUUUAGGAUCUAAAGAAAGUUAUAUUUCACAUUAGCAACUUUCAUUAGGACUGGGGCUGUAAAGAAUGAUGCAGAAGUGUUUGCUUGUCUGUCUUUGGAAUAUUUAUUUUUCAAAUGACAGAUACAAGUUCAUCCCCUUACAUCGAAGUAUAGAAGAGUUUUUGAGUCUGAAUGUGUAUGAGGAAAUUUCUGUUUGUAACUUAAGUGGAUGCAAAAGUAGGUCUUGUGAGUAACAUAUAAUUGUACUUGUGUAAGUGGACUACACUUAUCUUUCGUUAUAACCACAGGUUUCUUCUUAGGUUCUUAGUUGAGUAUGUCUUCCCUUCAGAGGUAAAUUUCUUUUUUCCAUCCUCCUGCAUUUCAAAGUGCCAUGAUGCAGUUGUUAUCACAGCAUCAGUAUAGGUAGUCUGGUCAGUUAUAGAUACAGACAAUGUCUGCACCUCUCAGAAAUCAUACAGACACAAUAUGUGAUGUAUAUAUUGUUGCACUGAAAUUUAUUGAGCAUUUAUAAUGACACAGUGGACACAAAUAGAAGAAACAACACUGCAGUGACCCUUAAAAGUUUUUGCCCAAAUUUGAAGGGUACUCAGUCCAUAGAAAUAUCUAUGUAAAUCAUCAUGCGGAUAAUUUUACAAAAUUUUGAUCUCAUAAGCAGGGUUUACCCAAAAUGGGCUGUGAACUCUUAAGUUUACGGACUGAGAUAAUACGUGUGCUGGGAAUACGAACUCAUUUGUCUGAAUGUGCAAGUAUGGAGUUUGUUGAAUCGGUGGAAUGUGUGAAUUGGACAAACUUUGAGAAUAUAUUUCCAACAAAGAAAUAAAUAAUAAAUAAACUGUUCUAAAUGGAAUUGGACAUCCUUAUCUUUUCAACUUUUAAAUAUCAUCUUUGUGUAAAAUUUUCAGAAUUAUUAGAUGAUUUGUUUUCAUUAAAUACUAUAUAUAAAAAAAGAGUUCCAAUAUGUACUGGACUUACACUAUUAAACCUUUGAAAGAAUUAACCAAUUUUUAUGUUUAUAUCUUGUUUUACAGAAAUUAUGCUCACAGUUCCAUGUACUCCUGGUUUAUUCAAAUCUGAGCAUACAGUUCUGAUA
Cryptotermes secundus is the source of this 3793-nucleotide messenger RNA. It is a transcript of the gene twz, whose product is annotated as BTB/POZ domain-containing protein kctd15. Gene Ontology annotation, molecular function: protein binding. The coding region runs from base 195 to 1211 and encodes 338 amino acids. Gene Ontology annotation, biological process: protein homooligomerization. NCBI's taxonomy places the organism in Eukaryota, Metazoa, Arthropoda, Insecta, Blattodea, Kalotermitidae. The record is from RefSeq and is a predicted model, not a curated record. The transcript has 6 exons.